CCCGUGAGGGUGGGUAGGAAAGGAAAAGCCAGCCUAAUCACCAUCUCGAGAAGGAUCCAUGGCAAAAGAAACGAAUGGUUCACGGAGCCCCAUUCAUGUACACUGAAUGAGUAGCUCUACCAAAACCCCUUUUUUUGUCUUUUGCUUCGCUCGCUCUCACUCUCACUCUCAAUCAAUUGGGGUUGAUUUGGCCGGGAAUCAGAUAGAUAGAUGUAUAUGGCUUCAGACGAAAGCGUGAGUAUGGCGGACUUAGAGGACGACUGUUGUGACAUUGAUGAUGGAUAUCAUCAUCAUCAUCAGCACCAGCAGACUCAUCAUCCUCAUCAUCUACAGACUCAUCCUCACAAUCUUUCAAGGCUAUCUAUGUGCAGUAGUAGCAAUUCCACCACUGUGUGCGGUCAAGAUGAUGAUGGGGAUGGGGAUCCCAAUAACUACUUCCAACUUGACGACGACGACGCCAAUCAUCAUAGCAUCAUGAUGUUCAUGUCACGCUUAUCAAUCGAGAGCUGCUUUAACGAUGCUGAUGCCGAUGCCGAUGCCGACGAAGAAUUUUCCGAUGAAAAAGAGGGAAAACAAUUAUUGUCGUCGGACUCCGAUAAGGAGCCGAUGGGGUGUUACUCGCUGCCGAUGACACCGCCGAGACGGAGGAACCGAAAUGGGGGUUUGAGUCAGCAGCAAGUGAAAGAGUACGCAAGCGAGAACGAAGUUCACAAGGACUUUCUUCUUCAUAAAAAGAAGAUGAGGAGGAGGAGGAGGAGGAGAAUCGUGAGGGAGAGAUUGGUAAAUGCUAUGGGGGAACGGAAUAAGAAGACGGUGAUGGCCAAUAUGGAAGAAGACACGGCGGCGAUUAAUAUGGACAUGGGUAGUGCUGGUGGUGGUGGUGGUGGGAAUAAUUACAAUAAUAAUAGCAAUUGGGGAAACAGCUGCGGGGAGAGCGAGGAGGGGGGAGGUAGUGCUGGUGGUGGUCGGGGAUUGGUAGUGAUAACGAGGCCUAAAGGAGGGAGGAGGUCACUGUGUAUGGAUUUGGAUGAAGUGAAGGCGUGUAGAGACCUUGGUUUUGAGUUGGAACAUGAACGAACCUCCCUUGAAAUUAUGCCCACUCGACUCUCUGUCUCCGUCGCUGGAUCUCCUCUUGACACCAGUAGCGGCGGCAACUCCCCCAUCUCCAAUUGGCGCAUCUCUAGCCCUGGUGAUGAUCCAAGAGAUGUGAAAGCUCGACUCAAAGUAUGGGCUCAGGCAGUGGCACUCGCAUCUACAUCCCGGCACAGCUGCUAGGGAGUUUUCACUAUACAUAUAUGUAUAUAGGCUGUGUGUUGUGUGCAUACUUUUGAGACUUGGAUUGCUUUUUUUAUUCUUUCCUUUUUGCAUUUUUGGAAUGGAAUGAACAGAGUGGCUUCUUGUUUCUUUUCGUUGCCCGAGAGGGAUGGGUUUUGAAGAUAUUGUAUUGUUGUUGGAACAAAUUUUUAUUAUUUUCCAAUUCUUCUAAAUCCCCCUGACUUCCAUCU
Molecule: messenger RNA, 1505 nt
Organism: Camellia sinensis
Lineage: Eukaryota; Viridiplantae; Streptophyta; Magnoliopsida; Ericales; Theaceae
Source: RefSeq, a predicted model, not a curated record